AUCCAAAGGAAUAUCCUUUGGCUGAUACACCAACUCCUCCGGCGCUUAAACGUUUUUGCUUCGAUUUGAACGGACAACCUGCCUACAUUAGAGAGGACGAAGAUUCGGAACAACAAAUUAUCAAGCUUCAAGAAGCCUUGUAUAAUAUGCGCGCGUCUUCUACCCCAACAACGAGAACGGUCAAGAAAAGUGUUACUUCGACUCAGCAAUCAUUUAAUGAUAAUUAUAUAGAUUCUAUACCUUCUGGAGGUGGUGCUCGUAAAAGACCAGCUUCUCCUAUUGAACCAGUAAUCGAUUUCUCUGCUAACGCUCGGCAUCAAAAUAGUAUAAAUACUUAUACUAAACUAUCACGAGAACGUAGGUCUUUAUCUCCUCCUCAUAAAAAAGUCCGUGCAAAACCU
Racocetra fulgida is the source of this 401-nucleotide messenger RNA. Lineage: Eukaryota; Fungi; Glomeromycota; Glomeromycetes; Diversisporales; Gigasporaceae. The record is from the annotation of a GenBank genome assembly.